Messenger RNA from Spirodela intermedia, 2152 nucleotides. Lineage: Eukaryota; Viridiplantae; Streptophyta; Magnoliopsida; Alismatales; Araceae. The record is from the annotation of a GenBank genome assembly.
AUGGAAUCCUCCUUGCUCAGGUCGUGCGCCCCAAAUAACAUCACCUGCGCGCCGUCAUCCAUCGUCGCCCAAUCGGCUCAGCCAACGAAGAAUAAGAAUACUACCAGUAGCAGUCGUAGUAGUAGUAGUAGAAGAAGAAGACGGAGUAAGAGAAGAAGAAUAAGAAGAAGAAGAAGACGGAAUAAGAUGAAGAAGAAGAAGAAGAAGACGGUGUGAGGGAAGAAGAACAAGAAGAAGACGAAGAAGAAGAAGACGUAGUAGUAGAAGAGGACGACGGAGUAGUAGUAGUAGAAGAAGAAGAAGAAAAAGAGGAAAGGGGCUCGACCUCGUUGUGGUGGGUGAAGUGGUUGUUGGAGAUGGUGAUGGCGGUGGAGGCGUUGAUGGCGUCGAUGAGUCCGUCGUUGCACCUGGACAUGGAGACGUGGUCGAUCCACACGUUGGUGGAGCCGAAGAUGGAGAUCCCGUCUCCAUCGCUCCUCGUCCUGAGCCCGUAGUGCCUCGGCGAGUCCCUGAUAACCCCCCCGCCACCGGCCUUAAUAUCGUGGAUGUGGAUCCCGUGGAUGAUCACAUUCUCCACAAACUGCAGCGUAAUGCCGGCGCCGUAGGCGAUGUGAACGUUAGCCCCCCUCCCGUCGAUGGUCUUGUGGCUGUUCACGAUGAGCUCCUCCCUCAGGCGGAUCACCAUGUCCCGCUCGAAGACCACCCACAGUGGCUCCUCCUGUAUCACCGCGUGCCGCAGAGUCCCCGGUUUGGGGUUAACCAGAUCCUCGUCGGAAGGGUUGUUCACCACGUAGAAUCUCCCCUUCCUCCCGCCGACGGUGCGCCGUCCGAAGCCCAGCGCGCAGGUGGCGAGCCGCUUCCGGUGGUGCGCCCAGUUCUUCCGGCACCGCCAGCACCGGUCGAUGGGGUUGGUCGCCAUGCACGGCCCACCCUUGUGCUUCCCCAGCAGCUCCCGCCGCGUGCCGUUGACUUCCUCCAGCGCCCUGUCGGAAUCCCCCCGUCGAUAUUGCUUAGAACAUGCAGUUCCAUUCUCAGGAGAGAAAUGGUGAUUCUACCAGGAAACACGGCAGACCCAGUUAAAAGUUACAGUUUUUUUGGUGAUUAAUGUGUGGGGCUGGGUAUUGACCUGUAAUCCAGAAAUUUUAACCGCUGGUCACGUGGGUUCGUGUGGGGUGUUUUAAGCUGUGCAUUAAUGGCGAGGGCGGCUCACGCGGUCGCCACCAUCUCCUCUUGAAAGACUCGGCGAGGGGCGUGGACGGAGUAAUAACGCCGGCUAUGGAACAUUCGAUUGGGAUGAGCAAGACGAGUCGGCGUAGAGAACUGGGCAGGGGACGGCAGCGACGUUCUCCGGCCGCUUGGGAAUGAACGGAAUUCUCCAACCAUCCCAUCUCUCUCUCUCUCUCUCUCUCUCUCUCUCUCUGUCUAUCUGUCUAUCUCUGUCUCUCUCGAUCUCUAUCUCGCUCUCUCUUUCACUCGCAGGCUAGAGAGGAGGACUAGAGUAAUGGGUCGAGUAGAAGGAGGGGAAGCCGGUGGUGCAACUCGGAGACGGGCAUCUUUGAAGGAAGAGUUUUCUUACUCUUUGUGAGAGAGAUCCACCGUUCUCACUACUUUGAACCUCUCGAGGACAGCCAUCAGGUUCGGUUCCAGCUACCGAGGAAAACAGCAACAGUUGAUCGAGACUACUAAUAACCAACAUGGAUCGAGGAAGAGAUGGUCCAAUAUUUUAGGUCGAACGGGGCUCUGGUUAUGAACGGACUGAAGAUUGGAAAAGCAGGGGAGAUCGCGAGAUAUGGAAGGGAGCAAAGCGUGGAUGAGGAGGACGUAGACGACGUACUUGUGGACGUGGGAGUUCAGUUCGUCGUUGACGGACUCGGGGUCAGGCUUGUAGGCGGCGAUGGCGGCGGCGCGGGCCUUCUCCUCCCGCUGCUGCCAGGUCUCGUCGAACUCGGCGAUGUGCGCGCGGCAAAGCGCGAUGGCUGCGAGAAGUAGAGCGAAGAAGAAAGAGGAAGACGAGUUGGCCCUCAUUCUUGCUGCACCCCCGCAGGGUCCAGCCAGAGGAACGGGUUCACCGCCACGAGGAGGACAAGGGGAAGAGGAAGAGGAAGGCAAUUGCCUUCCUGCUCAGAGAGGAGGAGAACACAGGGAGAGAUGA